CGGUACGGUGGAGUCGCAACAACAAGCACCCCAACUUGACGGUUGCUACGCGUUUCUUACGGGUUGCUAGUAGCAAGCAUGGCUAAUCGCCGCAUUUACUCCCUGAGCGUCAUUUAAGUGCUAUAAUGAAACCUUUCGAAUCGGACGAGGAGGAAGCGGAGCAUCUGAAUGUUUACCAGAAACAAUUGAGACAGCCACCCAACCAAAGCCUACAGCAGCUCAGCGACGCUCUGGAACAUUUCCACCACGAUGACAAUGAGGAGGAAGAUCCUGUCAGAUGUGAGGAUGGGGACGGUCGCAGCGGUGGCACCCUGGCCUCGACAAUGGAGAAAAAACGGCCUCGGUGGAGCCACAAGAAACAGAGCGAAGCAGUCAAUCAACUGAAGAGUCUCCUGUUAAAGCAGGGCAGGGAGAUGCCUGCUCCUCUCUCGCCUCCAAAGGACUUGGUCCCGGUGACUCACAACCCGCCAGACUACAUCCAGCACCUGGAGGCUGAGGUCCAACUCUGCAAGGAGGAGCAGCAGGGGCUCAAACAGCGCAUCCGAGUGGUGGUGGUGGAGAACGAGAAACUGCGCGCCGAGCUCAAAGCCACACAUGCGGAUGCGUCUCCCAAGGACCAUCACACGGUGAACGAAACUAUGGCAGGCGACAGUUACGUGGCCAAGCAUGGGGAAAGCUACACAGCGUGGAAGCAUGAGCUGGAGCAAUUGAAGUCGAUGCAUCAGGCCCAGAUUGAAAGACUGGAGGCUCAGGUCCUCUCCCUCAGGAGGGAUCUGUCUCUCAGUCAGAAUGAGUGCCGGGUGCUGACCGGCCGUCUGAGACGCAGCGAGCAGGAGGUGGCGGCGGCGCUGCAGGCCGGCGGCGCGCAGCGUGUGGCCGGCUUGUGUCUGCAGUGCGCGCAGAAGGAGGCGCUAUUGGCUUGCACGCCCGACAACGUGCACGUCCAGAUUGUUGACCGACUCACCAAGGAGCGUGACGAGCUACUGACGGCUCUGAGUGCGGCACGGUCCGCUCAGCAGGAGAUGCAGCACCGGGAGUGGUCGGCUUGUUUGCAAGUCAAAGGCGCCGUUGAGAUGGCCGAGGAGGCCCACCUGCACAGAGCUGAGGUAGAGGUGCAGUGCCAGCAGCUGUCCAGGGAACUCGCCCGGCAGACGACACAGCGAGAACAUGACGCGCAAGCCCUGAAGGACAGACUCGCCGAGGCCAGAGAGGAAGGACGCAGCGAGGGCCGUAGGCAGAAGGAAGAGCUGGCAAAUACGGUGGCCUGGCUGUCCCAACGUUCCGCCGAGCUGGAGGGGCACCUCGACAGACUCCACGGCGACAAGAGCUCGAUGACCAAUCAGCUGGAAGAUGCGCAGCGACAUCUCGCCAGUGUGGAGCAAGAGAACAGCAAAGUCUGUGCGGAGCUCCAGUAUCAACUCAGCAAUGCUCAACUCAAGAAAGAGGAGGCUGAGCGAGAACUGCAGGACCUCAAGUCCAAGAGCAGCAGGCAGCUGGAGAAAUCCACACAGGAAGUGGAAAAGCUGAGCUCUGAGCUGGUUGGCUGCCGGCAGCGUCUGGAGGCUGUCCAAAGGGACGGCGGCCAAUGGCAGGCCGAAGCCCUGAGCCUGGCCGAACAGCUGGCGAGCGCCCAGCGCCAACUGCACCUCACCAGAGAAGCCAGCGAGGCGGCGGCGAGAGCUCACGAGGACGAAAUGGCGUGCGCUGCCCGUGCCUGGCGCCAGCGUGAGGGCGAGAUGGCGGCGCUGCUGCAGCAAACAGAGACGCAGCACCUGCAGAGAGCCGGCGAGCUGGACAAACUCCUGUCUUCCCAGAAUUCCCUCAUCAAGAAGCUGAAGGAGGAGUGUCGCACGCUGGGAGCCACGUUGGAGGAGCUGACGGGAAACAGAAGGCGGGAAGUGGAGCAGCUGGCUGUGGUGAAUCACCACCUUCAGGACACAGUGAAGAAUAUGAGAGCACGCUGCUCCGACAUGGAGAAACAGUGUGUUCAGCACGGACGCGUGCACCACACCAUGAAGAACAGGGGCACUUGGCCAGUCGCCUGCCUCUGCCCAUGUGGCCCAGAGUGUGUGUGGGUGUCGUCAUCCCACUCUGUAGGAGCUCUGCAUCAGCACCUCACUGAGACGCACGCACACGUCACCACAUUUUCCUCCCACCCGCCUGUGAACUUGUGGCCAAGCAGACAAACAGAAGCAAAAGUCAAGCGCGCGGCAGCUGCAUGCAAAAACAAUCUCGCUUGGUGAGAAGGUAUCGUUCUUGCGUGCGUCCUCGGGAGGUUCGCUUGAGCACGGCUGCCAAGCGCGGAUGGGCCGGGAAGCUGGCGCCCAAACUUGGCGCCGCCUUCCACGGUCGAACGAUGAUAAUCAGCGUUGGCAUUUAGCAAAUUCUGUUUUGUGCUUUGACACUUUGCUCAGUGGAUGAAUCCUCCUGCGAGUUGCCGUGCGUGUCAACAUAUUUUUUUUUCUUCUGCUUUUGGACAUGCCUGACCACAGUUUUUCUUUUAGCUUUGCUGUUGUGGAUGGAUUUGCUUAGUGUUGAGUGUUUGCUGCUUGUGGGCCUUUAAAUGCUAAUUAAAACCGCUUGAAAAGAUUUUUAGGGUUACAACAAUAUUUUUAAAAAACUUGUUUGGGGUGUGGCUUGAUUUUGAACGUGGGUACACGAAGGCAGUGUCUGCCAACGUUUGUUCUGCCAUGGCACAUAUUUUGAGAAAUGUGGAGGCACAUUACCAAAUCAAAAUAACUCACCUUUGUGUGAAAUUUGAGCCUGUUUAGUUGAAUGCAAAAUGAUCAUUUGGUAUGAAUGGCAACAGGUGGAUGCACAGAUUUAUGGACGGAAUUGACACUCUGCUCUUUUGUACUCCCAAAAGUGGAAAGAAAGAAACAAAGAACGACUCAAUGUCCAAGUUGAGUUGGCUUUGAUUUCACUUUUCAGUACAAAAGGUGAACACUUAAGGUUAGCCAUCAACAACCGUUGCGGAACAGGAAUGAAGCAGCAAAUCCAGCCGCAAUGACACAUUGAACGACAGCAGUGUGUGCGCUUGUCUCAGUCUUGGAGUCUCUGAAUGUUACUGCAUGUUACCCCCCCAAGGGCUCUUGAACGCAUCACAGCGUGCUCCAUCGCAGCGCCCCGAGGCCUUUCGAGAUGUAACCCGCUAACAAGGCGAGUGAGCGGACUUGUCGCCAUCCAGCCCCCCCCGUUUUUCUUUCCUCCCCUCGCUGCAAUCUGUGCCGGGAAGAGCAAAACAUUUGGAAAAUCAGCUUGAUGUAUUUUUACUGGGCCAAGCCUGCUGCCAAACGACACAGGGGUUUCUUAACACACACUUCAUUAUUUAUUUGACUAUUUCUGUGUUGUUUACGUCGUGAGCAGGAGGGGGGGGGGGGCAUUGACGGAGUGGCCAAGAGUGGUUACAAACCAACAUGGAACAUAUUAGAACACAUUGCUCAAUAAAUAGUGUUAAUGUUCUCAAUUA
Syngnathus acus (greater pipefish) is the source of this 3469-nucleotide messenger RNA. RefSeq names its product SHH signaling and ciliogenesis regulator sdccag8 (gene sdccag8). Bases 126 to 2243 code for a protein of 705 amino acids. NCBI's taxonomy places the organism in Eukaryota, Metazoa, Chordata, Actinopteri, Syngnathiformes, Syngnathidae. The transcript has 17 exons. Gene Ontology annotation, biological process: establishment of cell polarity; centrosome cycle; tube formation. Gene Ontology annotation, cellular component: centrosome; centriole. The record is from RefSeq and is a predicted model, not a curated record.